AUGGUGACAAACCUCCUUACCAAUGUCAAGGAUGCCCUGAAGGGUUUCCCUGUUACAGAUAUUUGUGGGUGGACGGACAGCUUGGUGGUUCUUCACUGGAUAAGAGGUGCUGGUCAAUACAAGCAGUUUGUUGAGAAUCGCGUCAGGAAAAUUCAAGCAAAAUCAGAGAUCAAAUGGAGACACGUUCCUACGGAGGAAAACCCGGCGGAUCUGGCGAGCAGGGGUGGUGAUGUUCAACACAAGGAACUGUGGUGGAAUGGCCCUGAGUGGAUGGCCAAGCCCGAAGUAUGGCCACGAGAUAUCGUUAGUCAGUCAUCUGCAGAGAGCCAAGCAGAAGCAAGAGUAACCAGGGAGAUUUUCGCAGUAGCUACAGAAACCAACCCAGACCAGCUAGAUCUUAUCCUUAAGGAUCACGAACUGACUAAGGCAGUACGAGUAAUUGCAUGGAUUGCGAGAUUCAUUUACAACUGCCGAAAUCCCGACAACGUCAUCCGAGGUCCACUAACUACUGAUGAGCUAAUGGCCCAGCAUGAAUUUUGGAUCAAACGAGCGCAGCAAAGCAGCGACAACGAGGAAGAUCGCCUACGACUUAACGUUCAACCAAAUGAACAGGGGAUUCUGCAGUGUCGAGGUCGUGUUCAAGGCGAAUACCCGAUUUAUCUCCCAGAUACUCAUCCUUACACAAAGAAGUUGGUGCAACGAGAGCAUUUGCGAACUCUUCAUGGGGGAGUCCAGCUGACAAUGACGAGCGUGAGAAAGGAUUAUUGGGUUCCGCGUUUGCGGAGACUUGUAAAAGGAACGGUGAAAGAAUGCCAUGGAUGCCGAAGAUUCCGAGCCCGAGCUGUGGCGGAUCCCCCUCCUGGUAACUUGCCUGAAGAUCGUACACAAGGGACAUACCCAUUCCAAGUUAUUGGUGUAGAUUACUGGGCCAAUCCGUUAUAA
This is a messenger RNA of Dendronephthya gigantea, 942 nucleotides long. RefSeq lists its product as uncharacterized. NCBI's taxonomy places the organism in Eukaryota, Metazoa, Cnidaria, Anthozoa, Malacalcyonacea, Nephtheidae. The coding region runs from base 1 to 942 and encodes 313 amino acids. The transcript has a single exon. The record is from RefSeq and is a predicted model, not a curated record.